AUGCCCCCCGCGGGCUCACCGUCUGGUGACUUAGGCCAGCGCGUGGCAGCCUGCCUGGUACUGGUCAGUCUGUUGCUGCCGCUGUCCCUUGGGUCUCCUUCUCCUCCUCUGGAGUUCGCAGACAUUAAUGGGCACAAAUAUGACCAACUCGAAACUCACUGGACCAACACACAAAAGGACUCUGCGCUCCAACAGCUUCUUUCCCAGGGACUCCUGGGCUGCCAGAUCAGCCACUGGCCUGGCCCUGCUUGUAACGCCCACUCUGGUCAGGGAUCAGGGGCUCUGGCACUCCUUCACCAUCCAGAAACAAGCAGACACAUCCAGAAAGUCCAGAUGAAUGAACAGUGCUAA
Messenger RNA from Rangifer tarandus platyrhynchus (Svalbard reindeer), 351 nucleotides. NCBI's taxonomy places the organism in Eukaryota, Metazoa, Chordata, Mammalia, Artiodactyla, Cervidae. The record is from the annotation of a GenBank genome assembly.